Messenger RNA from Neurospora tetrasperma FGSC 2508, 2556 nucleotides. RefSeq lists its product as uncharacterized. Gene Ontology annotation, molecular function: zinc ion binding; DNA-binding transcription factor activity, RNA polymerase II-specific; DNA binding. NCBI's taxonomy places the organism in Eukaryota, Fungi, Ascomycota, Sordariomycetes, Sordariales, Sordariaceae. Gene Ontology annotation, biological process: regulation of DNA-templated transcription; DNA-templated transcription. The coding region runs from base 62 to 1966 and encodes 634 amino acids. The record is from RefSeq and is a predicted model, not a curated record. The transcript has 5 exons. Gene Ontology annotation, cellular component: nucleus.
ACUUUUACAAUUACUGAUUACAGCUUUCUUAUUGUAUUCCAAGGACUUGCUCGAGUCCAUCAUGGUUCUGAGUUUACAGCCGCGCGAAGACGGCCCGGUGAGCUUACAAGUGCCCAAAGCCAGCCAAGCGUGCAUCAAUUGUCGUAAACAAAAGAGGAAAUGCGACAAAUCAGUCCCAUCAUGUGGCCUUUGUGCCAGGAUGAACCGUCAAUGCGACUACAGCGACUCAUCAUCCGCACCCACCGCAACUGAUGUAGCCGCACUACAAGCCCGUCUCGCCGAGCUCGAAAACCGGCUCGCCUUAGCUGUCGGCAAGGAAACCACCACCAGCACGAGCUCAUCAUCCCCCAGCACCAAUAGCCGUGACAAUGCCGCCACCACCCAUCCAGCACCACCAGUCAUCAACUCCCGCGGCCCCCUUUGGCUCCCCGCCUCCAGCCGCUUCCCCUCCGCCCUCCUCCUCGACGUCGACAUUUUCAAAUGGGCCCAACUCUCCGUCCCGGCUCCACCCGUCGCCGUCCCGCGCGACGUCUACGACAUCCUCAGCAGCGGCAAGACGGUCCAAGACUGCGCCGCCGAGUACUUCGACACGGUGCACCGGUGGUUCCCCUUCAUCUCCAAGAAGCGCAUGACGCUGGGGCAUACCCUCUGGGAAGCCGGGCCGGACUUGGCCAUGUUGUUUUUGGGCAUGAAGCUCAUCGUCACGCUGCCGGUCGAGGGGAUGGACAGUGCGGAUAACCCGGGGAUGAUAUUGGUUGCGUUGUAUGAGUACGGGCAGGGGAUAUAUCCGGCGGCGUGGAUGAGCGUGGCGGCGUGUGCGAGGUAUGCGGAGAUGUGUGGGUUGCCGGGGUUCAAGGAGAGCUGGGCGGUUUUGGGGGCUGUGACGACUUGGACCGAGUCUGAGGAAAGGAGAAGGGCCUGGUGGGCUAUUUACAUCCUGGAUAGGGUGAUCUGCCUGGGAAACAAGAAGCGGUUUGUGUUGCCGGAGCCGGAAAAGCACUACCUUUUGCCCACGGAUGAUGAUGCUUGGGACAGCGGAGAUCCAGGCCGUGCCCUCAGCGCAGGAAUCACCACCCCUCUCGCGCAGCCACAAGGUCGUUUCGCCCGUCUAGUCCAAUCAUCCAUGCUCGUCAGCAGAACCAUAACCCACGUGCGGACCACCCUACGCAACCAUCAACUAGGAGGCGACAUCGAUCCUUUCGACAUUAACGAAGUUGACGACCUCAUCAACACCCUCACCUCCUUCAGCACCCUCAUCCAACAAGAACUCCUCCCCAGCCUCGCCGUACUACGCAACCAAAAUUCUACAGAACCAACUUCAUCAACCUCAUCAUCAACCUCCCCACCCCCGCCGAGCUGGCACUUUCUAACCCCCAGCUCCAUCCCACUCAACCCCCCAUACCACCACCACCCUCCCUCUCCUUUCGAUUUCUCUUCUUCCUUAUCUCCCCAACCCCCACCUUUAGACCCCCUCUCCCUGCCCCCUUUAAGUCUAACCCACUCCGCCCUGUUCCUCCUCUACGACGUCCACUGCUGUCCCGAGAACCUUCUUUGUGGGACCGGUGCCCAGGGUUUCGACAACUUCCAACCAAAAACUGCUAUCCAACAGGCCUUGCAGGUGCGGGCCGUAGCAGGCCUGCGCUCGCUUUCGAGUGGUGUCAUCCGCGAGAUGUGCAUGGAGUUGUUGGAUGCGGUCAUGUUGCCGCAGGGUUUGGCGAAGGUUAGUCCGCUAUGUCUAGACGGGAUGUAUAAUGGGAUGGCGACGUUGAGGUGGUUAUGGAAGGAGGGGGGUGAUGAUGGUGGAAUUGGAUUAGGGGAGAACGGAUCCCUUGGGGAAGGAGGAGGAAGUACAGGAGGGAAUGUGGGAGUGUUGCAGGCGGCAGAAGAUGUGGGGAGGUGUUUGAGUAGAUUGUCGAGUAGGUGGAGGGUGGCAGAGGAUUAUUUGGGCUUGGUUGGGCUCUUUUGAGGUGGGCGUUGCGAUGGCCUGGAAUGGUGGGAAGUCAGGAAUCUGCUAACCAGUCGCUGCUGGCAACUUCUCGGCCGUCCCUACCUCUCGCUUCCUCAUGUAUAUUCUUCGACCGCCAGUUUGGACAAGGAGCCACUCGACGAAUUGCGUCGUGAUUGGCAACGCAGAUAUCUGGGUGCAGUGGAUGAGAAGAGAAGGGGGGUGGGCUCAGGCUCAUGCUCGUGGUUAGGACCAGGACGUCGUCUGCGUGUCUCUUGUGGCGUUUAGGAACUUAAAGGGUCCCCCAUCAUGUAUAAAUAGUGAGCGGAUGCUAAAGGCGGAAAUUGGCCUUUAAACAUACAUAGUUGUGGGUCGUGGGCGGUUUGGUGAAGCGCAUAACGGGAGUUUCGCUUCCACAGCCACUGUUACACGAGACCUACAGAAACGAGUCACUCAAGUGAGUAUGGUACCGGGAGUAGGUACGGGACGUGGAAGGUACUUAGGUAUGCUGUGCAGAGGUAUGCUCCCAAGCUGAAACUAGCAGCGAACGAGAAAGUUAACAGACAAGGAUGACACGAAGUAUCUUCAGAUAUACAGAACAACUCUACUCG